CACUUGCUUUUAAGGAGCGUCAACGGCGCGUCUGGUACCUCGGCUAAAAACUUACUGUUGGACGCAUCACUGUGGAGAGAGGAGGGUGCAUAUUUUACGCUUGGAGAUAGGGCCGAGGAGCUACUCGACUUCCACCAUGACUGAACGCUUUGACUGUUACUAUUGCCGUGACAACCUCCAUGGGAAGAAGUAUGUGAUGAAGGAUGAGAAGCACGUGUGUACAAAGUGCUUCGACAAGCUCUGUGCCAACACAUGCGCCGAAUGCCGUCGCCCCAUUGGGGCUGAUGCCAAGGAGCUGAACCAUAAGAACCGUCACUGGCACGAGGACUGCUUCCGCUGUGCCAAGUGCUACAAGCCCCUGGCUAACGAGCCCUUCGGCGCCAGGGACGACGGCAAGAUCAUGUGUGGCACGUGUGGCUCCCGCGAGGAUGGCAACCGGUGCCAGGCCUGCUACAAGGUGGUCAUGCCAGGCACCCAGAAUGUGGAGUAUAAGAACAAGGUGUGGCAUGAGGAGUGCUUCACCUGCUUCGAGUGCAAGCAACCAAUCCGCUCGCAGAGUUUCCUGAACAAGGGCGACGACAUAUUCUGCGGCCCGUGCCACGAGAAGAAAUUUGCCAAGAAAUGCUUCCACUGCAAGCAGCCCAUCACCUCAGGUGGUAUAAGCUACCAGGACCAGCCCUGGCACUCAGAGUGCUUUGUGUGUCGUACAUGCCGUAAGGGCCUGGCCGGAACGCGCUUCACCUCCCAUGAGGAGCAUGUCUACUGUGUGGACUGCUACAAGACCUCCGUGGCCAAGCAGUGCAACGGCUGCAAGAAUCCCAUCACAGGGUUUGGCCAUGGGACCAACGUGGUGAACUACGAGGGUCACUCCUGGCACGAGUACUGCUUCAAUUGCAAGAAAUGCUCCCUCUCCCUGGCCAACAAGCGCUUCGUCAUCAACGGAGAGGACAUCUACUGCCCUGACUGUGCUAAGAAGCUGUGAGCAUAGCCAGCAACGUGCCCUGUCUCAUUCAUGUUGGGGGCAGAACAUAAACAGGAUAAGCCAGCUAACUCCAAUUAAGUGGCCAAUCAAGGUUUAAAAGAGAAAGUAUGUAUUAGGUUAAAUCACCUGAAUGAAAUCUAACAGCAGUUGAAUAUGAAUCACUGUUUUCUGUCAUUGUUGAAUACUAACACACCAAGUGGUUUGUUUUUCUUGGCCUACAAUAUGUAAUACUAACAAGCUUGGGUCAAAUUCAGAACUCUGCAUAAUCAUUGGGGAAUGCCCUUUUCAGUUCCUUACUGGAACAGUAAUAAUGGCUGUUACAUGCUUCCUGAAUCAUAUACUAGCUAAAUAAUCAGUCAUGGUGUCUCUGAAGUGAUGUGUUUGAAGAGCUGUUGACAGUUUUGCAUAUAGUGCUUCAAUAAUCAGUAUGGACAAACUAGGUCUUUGUAGGUAUCAAAGUGUUAUGCUCAGAGUCUAAAUCAUGUACUCAGCUUUUUGAAGUGAAGUUUAGGAUGUGAAUGCACAUUAUUGCUCAAUAAAGGUAAGCGCCAAAAUUGUGUUUAUUUCCCUCUGCUCGACAGAAAUGAAACCCCUCUUAUUUUGCAAAACUUUAUUUAACAGUUCAUAUCCUCAGUACAUUUUAGAUAUAUUUACAAAUAUAAUUUGUGGACAGGGCUUGGGUUAGGGUCUGAAAAGCCUCCAGAAACCAAUUCAUAUUCACUGUAGCCCUGGUCAGGUAGAAUGAUUGUCAUGGCCAAGGUAAGGACAUGUGACGCGUUUUAUUAAUUAUUAUAGCAAUCUAAGGCACCAUUCUAGCCUACCGUCAUGAGAUCGCUAAGAACAGUUAGCUCCGUAUUCAAGCCCACCAAUGCAGAAAGGAAUUCAAAUAAGUGUCCAAGUCCUGUUUAUUGGUAAUAUAUCAGGACUGCCAUGUAUUGGCGGUGUCUGACUGGAUGUGCCACUGCUAUUACCUAAGCACAUGUAGCGCUGACCACGGAACCACCAUGGGUUUCAUAUUGAACAUGUCUACGGCAAUACCCUGCACUUUGAAUAGAUUCAUGUUUGUCAAGUCAAGGAGGGAAGUUCAUAAAAAGCCUGGAUGGGAAGAGACAGGGGAGGAGAGAGAAAAUGUAUUUCCUUCAAGAAUACCAAACCCCCCCUCAGGACUAUACAGUGAAGUCACCCCAAUCUACAAAUGUAAUUCAUUUCAGAAAGCUUUUCAACCCUUUUAAAAAGUGGAAAACCUCCCAGUGCAAAGCGUAUCAUAUUGUGAUGAAUAAUAAAAAGGUUUGCACAUGAAAACUAAAAACAGUUUCCCCUCUGACAGAGAUGCAUGUUAAACGAUUAAGGGCUUGUUUGUUUAGUCAAAGUUACAUUCUCUAAGCCUAUAAGUCAAAGCUAAGCUCAUUGCCCUCCAACUAGACAUAAUGUAUAAUAUAAAGCCAUUUCAGAGAAACCUUCUGGUUUAUUAGCACAACAAUCAGCCAACAGGCUUAUUAUGAGGCAAAAAAAUAAGGUCCCCAAACCUCUGUUUGGACAAUUCAAGCAUAGGGAAUUAAAGCUUCUCAAUACAGCUUUUAAAAAAAUAAACGCACAAGACUGACCAAAUCACAUUGUUCCCGUCUCCAUCCUUCAGUGGUAGACUCAGUCACACUGCUGUUACAGAGGUGUGGGGCGCAGUGGUCAGAGUCCAUGUGAACUUUUCUAUUGCAA
Molecule: messenger RNA, 2695 nt
Organism: Oncorhynchus masou masou (cherry salmon)
Lineage: Eukaryota; Metazoa; Chordata; Actinopteri; Salmoniformes; Salmonidae
Product: four and a half LIM domains protein 1-like
Exons: 6
Coding region: 137-982 (281 amino acids)
Biological process (GO): muscle organ development
Molecular function (GO): transmembrane transporter binding
Source: RefSeq, a predicted model, not a curated record